AUGCCACUCACUGAACCUUCGGGCUAUGUAACGGAUGGUCCUGGAAAUUACAAAUACAAAACAAAAUGCACCUGGCUCAUAGAAGGAAGUCCAAACACAAUCCUGAGGCUUCGAUUCAAUCACUUUGCCACAGAAUGCAGUUGGGACCAUUUAUAUGUGUACGAUGGAGACUCGAUUUAUGCUCCCUUGCUAGCAGCUUUUAGUGGUCUUAUUGUUCCUGAGAAAGACAGCAAUGAAACAGUCCCAGAAGUUGUAGCUACUUCUGGAUAUGCUCUUCUGCAUUUCUUCAGUGAUGCUGCCUAUAAUUUGACAGGCUUCAACAUCACAUAUAAUUUCAAUACGUGCCCCAAUAAUUGCUCUGGCCGAGGCGAGUGCAGACUCCACAACAGCAGCAAAGCUCUGGAAUGUGAAUGUGCCAAAUACUGGAAGGGAGAAGCCUGCGAUAUUCCUUACUGCAUGGAUGACUGCGGGGCUCCCGAGAGGGGACACUGUGACUUCAAUGAGACGAAGGCAUGUUUGUGCUCUGCAAACUGGCAAGGUCCUGGCUGUUCCAUUCCGGUUCCUGCAAACCACUCAUUUUGGACCCGGGAGGAAUACUCUCUUCCCAAACUUCCUAGAGCAUCUCACAAAACCAUAAUCCAUGACAAUAAAAUGUGGAUUGUUGGAGGCUAUGUCUUCAAUCAUUCUGACUCUCAGAAGGUUUUAGCGUAUGAUCUCAUUUCUGAAGAGUGGCUUUCACUGAACAAAACUGUGAACGUGGUAGAGAUGAGAUAUGGUCAUUCAUUGGCAUUACAUAAGGAUGAAAUGUACAUGUAUGGUGGAAAAAUAGACGCGACGGGGAACGUGACCAGCCAGUUGUGGGUGUUCCAUAUUCCCAGCCAGUCCUGGACUCAGGUGACGCCCAAAGCCAAGGAGCAGUACGCCGUGGUCGGCCACUCGGCACACGUUGUCACCCGGCGGGACGGCAGCGCCGUGAUGCUCGUCAUCUUCGGGCACUGCCCUCUUUAUGGCUAUAUCAGCAAUGUCCAGGAAUACAACAUCGCCACAAAUACCUGGAACAUUUUACAGACAAGUGGAGCUUUGGUGCAAGGUGGCUAUGGGCACAGCAGUGUUUAUGAUCCAAAUACAAGAUCAAUUUAUAUCCACGGAGGUUACAAAGCGUUCAGUGCCAACAAAUACAGGCUAGCAGAUGACUUGUACAAAUAUGAAGUUGAUACCCGUAUGUGGACUAUUCUUAAAGACAGUAGGUUUUUUCGCUAUUUGCACACUGCUGUGAUAAUGAGUGGAACCAUGCUGGUGUUUGGAGGCAACACACACAACGACACCUCAAUGAGCCACGGCGCUAAGUGCUUUUCUUCGGAUUUUAUGGCAUAUGAUAUUGCUUGCGAUCAGUGGUCUGUGCUUCCUCGUCCCGAUCUCCACCACGAUGUGAACAGGUUUGGACAUUCUGCUGUGCUGUACAACAGCACCAUGUAUGUGUUCGGAGGCUUCAAUAGCCUCCUCCUGAGCGACAUACUGAAGUACACGCCGGAGCGAUGUGAAGCUUUCGGCAACGAAACGGCCUGUGUGCGCGCGGGCCCCGGCGUGCGCUGCGUGUGGAACUCCUCCCGCCUCCAGUGCGUCCCCUGGGAGAUGGCAACGCUAGAGCAGCAGCAAAAGGUCUUCGAAGACUGUCCUGCUAAGCUAGUUGUAGACAAUGAAAAAUGUGAUCAGAUUACAGACUGCUAUAGCUGUACAGCAAAUACAAACAACUGCCAGUGGUGCACUGACCAGUGUAUCUCAACGCACAACAACUGCACAGAAGAACAGGUUCCUAUUACUACAUAUGAUAAUUGUCCAAAGGAUAACCCUGCAUAUUACUGCAACAAAAAGACAAGUUGUAAAAGCUGUGCCAUGGAUCAGAACUGCCAGUGGGAACCUAGGAAUCAGGAGUGCAUUGCUUUGCCAGAAAAUAUCUGUGGGACAAAUUGGCACUUGGUGGGCAACUCAUGCUUGAAGAUCACAAACACAAAGGAGAACUACGAUCACGCCAAACUAUCCUGCAGAUCCAAUGGGGCUUUCCUGGCUUCUCUUACAACCCAGAAAAAGGUGGAAUUUGUUAUAAAGGAGCUGCAGAAGAUGCAGGCUUCACCCAAAAACUUGACUCCGUGGGUUGGGCUGAGAAAAAUCAACGUGUCCUACUGGUGCUGGGAAGACAUGUCGCCCUUCACCAACAACCUGCUCCGGUGGCUCCCCGAGGAGCCCAGCGACGCCGGCUUCUGCGGCUACUUAGCUGAGCCCUCCCAGGAGGGCCUGAAGGCAGCGACCUGCAUCAACGAAGUGAACGGCAGCGUCUGUGAGAGGCCGGCCAACCACAGUGCCAAGCAGUGCCGCACGCCCUGCGCGCUGCGCACGCUCUGCGGCGAGUGCACCAGCGGCAGCUCCGAGUGCAUGUGGUGCAGCAACAUGAAGCAGUGCGUGGACUCCAACGCCUACGUGGCCUCCUUCCCCUACGGGCAGUGCAUGGAGUGGUUCACCAUGAGCAGCUGUCCCCCUGAAAACUGCUCAGGCUAUUGCACAUGUGGUCACUGUUUGGAGCAGCCCGGCUGUGGAUGGUGUACUGAUCCGAGCAACACUGGAAAGGGGAAAUGUAUAGAGGGCUUCUAUAGAGGGCCAGUAAAGAUGCCAACGCCAUCCUCGACAGGGAAGCAAAGCUUGGAACCCGUCCUCAAUGUCAGCAUGUGUCCCGCGGAGAAUAAAUAUAAUUGGUCCUUUAUUCAGUGUCCAACCUGCCAGUGCAACGGGCACAGUAAGUGUGUAAAUGAAAGCAUCUGUGAAAAGUGUGAAAAUCUGACAACUGGCAAACACUGUGAAACUUGUAUUUCUGGCUACUAUGGAGAUCCUACUAAUGGAGGAACAUGUCAGCCUUGCAAAUGCAAUGGCCAUGCCUCUGUCUGCAACACGAACACGGGGAAAUGCUUCUGCACCACCAAGGGAAUAAAAGGAGACGAGUGUCAACUGUGUGAAGUUGAAAAUAGGUAUCAGGGAAAUCCACUUAAAGGAACAUGUUACUAUACUCUCCUCAUUGACUAUCAGUUCACCUUCAGCCUCUCUCAAGAGGAUGAUCGCUAUUACACAGCCAUCAACUUUGUAGCAACACCAGAAGAGCAAAACAGAGACCUUGACAUGUUUAUCAAUGCAUCUAAGAACUUCAACCUCAAUAUUACAUGGUCAACAAGUUUUGCAGCAGGCACACAGGCUGGUGAGGAAAUUCCAGUUGUUUCAAGAACCAACAUAAAGGAAUACAAGGACAGCUUCUCCAAUGAGAAAUUUGAUUUCCGCAACAAUCCAAACAUCACUUUCUUUGUCUAUGUCAGCAAUUUCACCUGGCCAAUAAAAAUACAGAUUGCAUUCUCACAACACAGCAACUUUAUGGACCUGGUACAGUUCUUUGUGACAUUUUUCAGUUGUUUCCUGUCUUUGCUUCUGGUGGCAGCCGUGGUGUGGAAGAUUAAGCAAAGUUGCUGGGCAUCACGACGGAGAGAGCAACUGCUGCGUGAGAUGCAACAGAUGGCAAGUCGCCCCUUUGCCUCCAUCAACGUUGCCUUAGAAACAGAUGAGGAACCGCCUGAUCUCAUUGGAGGAAGCGUAAAGACGGUACCAAAGCCCAUCGCGCUGGAGCCCUGCUUUGGCAACAAAGCUGCCGUGCUGUCCGUGUUCGUGCGGCUGCCCCGGGGACUGGGGGGAAUCCCACCGCCCGGACAGUCAGGUCUUGCAGUGGCCAGUGCACUGGUGGACAUUUCACAACAGAUGCCAAUUGCCUACAAAGAGAAAUCGGGUGCAAUACGAAAUCGGAAACAGCAGCCCCCUGCACAGCCAGGAACCUGUAUUUGAUGCAUGGACAUCAGAAACUGUGUAGUGUUUUAAACAAAAUGGAACCGUAACACCGAGGAGGAGGAAGUUUUUCAAGUUGUGUCACAAGUGACUAGAAGCACUCGGAGAAACACAACUUCCUUGAACCCAACCUUUUCUCUCAUCUACGUGAUAGUUGGCUUUGACGACUGCUCCACUUAAGUUUUACUGACACGUGGCUUCAGAUUGCUCCUUUGUUUUCUUCAAGUUUAAAGUGAAAUAAUUUUGUUGCAGGCCCAGUAACAUCCAAUCACCUCAUUUCAUGGUCAGUGUAAAUAGAACAGUAGUCCAAUAUGAAUGACACUCAGGUUUAUACAUGGAAAGUGCUUUGUAGUUUCUGUAUUUAUCAAAUUGUACAAAAAAAAAAAAAGAUGCAGUGUUUACAGGUGUCAGCUCUCAGCACAUAAACACUACUAUUAAUCUUCAAAACAUCUUCAUCCUUUGUUUUCAUUUAACGUAUAUGUUUAUUUUCAACAUUAUUUAAAUGGAUCUCUUUUCCGGAUAC
Tinamus guttatus (white-throated tinamou) is the source of this 4396-nucleotide messenger RNA. Lineage: Eukaryota; Metazoa; Chordata; Aves; Tinamiformes; Tinamidae. The record is from RefSeq and is a predicted model, not a curated record.